AUGGAACCACAGAAUCAUACACAUUCCUCAGAAUUCUUCCUCCUGAGCCUCUCAGAUGAUCCAGACCUACAACCCCUUCUCUUUGGGCUCCUCCUGUCCAUGUACCUAGUGACCCUGCUUGGGAACCUGCUCAUCAUCCUGACUGUCAGCUCUGAUUCCCACCUCCACACACCCAUGUACUUCUUCCUUUCCAAUUUGUCCUUGGCCGACAUCAGUAUCAGCACCACCACUGUCCCCAAGAUGCUAGUGAACCUCCAGACACACAGCAAAUCCAUCAUCUAUGCAGGCUGCCUAACACAAGUGAUGCUUUUUCCUCUUUUUGCCUGUUUGGAGAGUCUACUUCUGACAGUCAUGGCCUAUGACCGGUUGGUAGCCAUUUGUCACCCCCUACACUACCUGGUUAUCAUGAACCCUCGCCUCUGUGGCUUGCUGGUCCUGGUAUCAUUUUCCGUCAGCCUUUUGGACUCCCAGUUGCACUACCUGAUGAUGUCACAGCUCACCUUCUGUGCAGAUGUGGAAAUCCCUCAUUUCUUUUGUGAACUUUCUCAGCUCCUCAAACUUGCCUGUUCAGACAUCUCCAUCAAUAUUAUAUUAAUGUACUUCAGUGGUGCCAUCUUGGCUGGAAUUCCACUCUCAGGGAUCCUUUACUCUUAUAUUAGAAUUCUUUCCUCCAUUCUGAGAGUCUCAUCAUCAGGUGGAAGGUACAAAGCCUUCUCCACCUGUGGCUCUCACCUGUCCGUUGUUUGCUUGUUUUUUGGAACAGGCCUUGGUGUGUACCUCAGCUCAGCUGUCUCAUCUUCCUCCAGGAAAGGGGCAGUGGUCUCCAUGAUGUACACUGUGGUCAUACCUAUGCUGAAUCCCUUCAUCUACAGCCUAAGGAACAGGGACAUCAAGCACGCCCUAUGGAGGAUUAUCACCAGAGUAGGGUAA
Sus scrofa (pig) is the source of this 930-nucleotide messenger RNA. RefSeq names its product olfactory receptor 7E178-like. Gene Ontology annotation, cellular component: membrane. The record is from RefSeq and is a predicted model, not a curated record. NCBI's taxonomy places the organism in Eukaryota, Metazoa, Chordata, Mammalia, Artiodactyla, Suidae. Gene Ontology annotation, molecular function: G protein-coupled receptor activity; olfactory receptor activity. Gene Ontology annotation, biological process: G protein-coupled receptor signaling pathway.